CAAACUAACACAGGGGCAGAAAACCAAACGCUGCAUGAUCUCAUUCAUAAGUGGGAGUUAAACAAUGAGAACAUGCACAUUCAUUUGUGAAAACAUUGAUCUCUUUAGCCUAGUUUGACUAAAUUCGUGGCCCUGAGCUACCUACUUCAGUACUGAAGAAAGCAUCUGGGAUGUAGACAAUUUCAGAGGUGAGUAACCCCCACAUGUGAAGACAGUGGCCUCUGAAAGAAUUCCAGGGCAUAAGAUUACUGAAUGUAAUAUUCUGUGGAAUGUAACAGUAUUCAUUACCAUCAAGAAUUUAAGGAAGAAUUUCAGUUGUAACUGCAGAUGGCAACCCUAUAUAAAUCUUUUAUCUUUCCAAUGCCCCACUGAAAAAUGCAACCAUCAUAGUCUUCAACUUGGUGACUGAAGUCUAGGAUUACAGCUAUGUUUUAGCCCAAUUAUUUUAGUAGAGCUCUCAGAAAAUAAAGCAGCUGACUCACCUCUUCCUGGAUGAAGUGUUUGGAUUAUGCCUCCCCAAAUACACAUGUGUGCUGGCAUGCAUACAUAUACAUAAACCCUCUGAAUAAAUAGCUUCUAUUCUGAUGCGGCCAUUCCUGUCCUGUGGGGCCACAACAAACUUUGACAUACUAAGUGAAGAAUAGAAAAUCCAGUCCUUACUGUCUAGCAACCUUCAUCCUCAUCUCCCACCCAUUCUAGUGCACUCUGGCUCUAGUCACCCUGGAGAGUGGCUGUUACACAAACUUGUAACUACACUCCUCUAGGCCUUUCCUGUUGCUGUUACUUCAGGUUAGAAUACUACUAAAACCCUUCCCAUGUAUUCAUCACUUAGAGUUCAACUUCUUCUUGAGGCUUUAUUGGAAACUGUCCACAAUUUAACAUACCCCAGACUAAGCUGUAAUUCAUUACUUACUUCUGCGUUUGUAUCACAUGUUAAUUGACCCUCCACCAGAGCAUCUAUUUUAUGAGUCAUGUUUAAUAAAUAAGGUUAAAGAUCAGAUGGUGUGAGAGAAAGUAAUAUGCUUGAGACUGACAGACCUGAGUGGUCUCUUUCUUUUAUUGCUGCUUGACUUUGGACAGGUACAUUUACCUCCAUGAACCAGUUUCCUCAUCUGUAAAAUAAGGAUCAUUAAGAGUAGCUACCUAAUAGCUAGCAUUAUAUGAAUUAGUAUGAGGAAAGUGAAAGCACCAGAAACAGUGCCUGCACAUAGUCAGUGCUCCAUAAGUGCUAUCUCUCAUUAUUAUUACCAUUGUUUGAACCUACCUCAGAAUGUAAGCACCACACAAAAAGGGAAAAAUCACUAUGUUUGUACUCUGAUAUACAGCACUGUGCCUGGCAUGUGGCAUGUGGUCAGUAAAUAUCUGUUGAGUGAAUGGAUGCUUUAACGAGUCUGUAAAAUAAUUCUCAUCGUUAGCGUCCUCCUCCUCCUCCUCCCUUCCUCCACCUUCUGCUCCUCCUCUUCCUCUCUGAAUCCUCUACCACCUGAUAGCAUGGUGCUUUAUGCCCCACAGAAAAACUUCAAGUGGAGGGAGCAUCACUGAACGCUCCUCAUCCCUUGACCCUUUUGCUGUAUCUGUUACUCCCUUUCUUGAAUUCUCUUCUCUAACAAGUUCAAGUUCAGCAGCAACCACUUCAACCAGCCUAGCCUGCCCUUCAGAGGUGAGGGGGAGGGAAUGAGAGGCAAGGCAAGGAAGACAGGGAAUGGGGCGUGGCCACUACGAUGCAAAGCCUGACUGCGCCUGCGUAGGCUGCGGCAAAAUAACGUUCUGAGGCUUGCAGUCGUUGCUGGCCAGCGCUUGUGUACAAAGAUCGCUCUUCACACCAGAUAUCACUUUUGAUCCUUCCAGCUCCAGGGUCUCGGGCUUCAGCUUUGUGCCGAGGCACCAACACUGCUACGGUCCUCUCUCCGACUGAUCGCUGAUCUCACCCUUCCCCCUCCUGUCUCCUGGAACCAUGUCUCUGGUAAGCCAGAAUGCACGCCGCUGUAACGCAGAGAUCACUGCAGAUUACAGCGACGGCAGAGGUGAAAUACAAGCUACUAACGCCUCCGGGCCCCCCACCCCCAUGCUAGUCGUUGAUGUCCCCCAGUGCCCUCAGGCACCAAUCAACCCUCAGUGUGUCAACACUUGCCAGGCCGUUCAGGACACGAAUGACCUGGAAGUCCUGAUCGACGAGCAGUCCAGACGUUUGGGGGCGCUCAGGGUCCACGACCCUCUAGAAGACAGGUCGAUUGCUUUGGUGAAUUUCAUGAGAAUGAAAAGCCAGAAGGAGGGGUCUAUCCAGCAGUCCGAGAUGCUGGAGUUUCUCAGCGAGUACUCAGAUCAGUUCCCUGAGAUCCUCAGACGAGCCUCAGCUCACCUGGACCGGGUCUUUGGGUUGAACCUGAGAGUUAUUGAUCCACAGGCUGACACAUACAAUUUAGUCAGCAAACGGGGUUCCCAGAUCACCGAUAGGAUAGUGGAGUCCUUGGAUAUGCCAAAAGCAAGUCUCCUGGCCCUAGUCCUAGGCCACAUCCUCUUGAAUGGGAACCGAGCAAGAGAGGCAUCCAUUUGGGACCUGCUGCUAAAAGUUGAUAUGUGGGAUAAGCCUCAGAGGAUCAAUAACCUCUUUGGGAACACAAGGAACCUCCUCACCACUGACUUUGUGCGCAUGCGAUUCUUGGAGUACUGGCCGGUGUAUGGCACUAAUCCCCUUGAAUUUGAGUUCUUGUGGGGCUCUAGAGCCCAUAGUGAAAUCACAAAGAUGGAAGCCCUGAAGUUUGUGUCAGAUGCCCAUGAUGAAGAACCCCAGAGCUGGCCAGAAGAAUAUAACAAGGCCCUGGAAGCUGACAAAACCAAAGAAAGAAGCCUGACUGCUGGCUUAGAGUUCUGGUCGGAGGACACUAUGAAUGAUAAGGCAAAUGAUUUGGUCCAGUUGGCUAUUAGUGUCUCUGAGGAGUUGCUGCCUAUACAUCAGGAUGAGCUAUUGGCUCACAUUGGCAAAGAAUUUGAGGAUGUGUUCCCAAAUAUCCUCAAUAGAGCUACUCUAAUUCUUGAUAUGUUCUAUGGGUUGUCUCUGAUUGAGGUUGAUACCAGUGAGCACAUCUACCUCCUUGUCCAGCAACCAGAAUCAGAGGAAGAGCAAGUGAUGCUAGAGAGCCUGGGGAGACCCACUCAAGAAUAUGUAAUGCCAAUCCUUGGUUUGAUAUUCUUGAUGGGCAACCGUGUCAAAGAGGCCAAUGUCUGGAACUUGCUUCGAAGAUUUAGUGUGGAUGUAGGGAGAAAGCAUGCCAUCACCUGUAAGCUUAUGAGACAGCGCUAUCUGGAAUGCAGGCCACUGUCCUACUCUAACCCAGUUGAAUAUGAGCUUCUAUGGGGUCCUCGAGCUCACCAUGAAACCACCAAAAUGAAAGUCUUGGAGUACAUGGCCAGGCUCUACAGAAAGCGACCACAGGACUGGCCAGAACAAUAUAGGGAGGCUGUGGAAGAUGAGGAGGCCAGAGCCAAAUCUGAGGCAACUACCAUGUUCUUCCUUGGUCCCAUGUGAAGUCUAGGGAAUAUGUAUCACUUCAGCUGAGUGGCAUCCGUUAAAGAUGCCUUGGUAAAAUUGGCAUUGGGGCUCUAAAUUAGAAUCCGGGGAGGGAUUGGGUGGGAAGUACACAUUGUGCUUACUGUCUGUGUUCCCAUUCUAGUAGUAUUUCCUUCCUUUUAAUAUACCCUUGAAUUAGGUUAAUGAUCAAUAUUUAUAAAUGGAAUUUUUCAUUUGCCAUCCCUGUCUUGUUUCAGUAUAAAAGUUCAGAUAUCUCUGUAAAAUGUAUUGAUAAUAUUUACAUCUUUGAAAUAAUCAGUAAAAUGGUCUGGUACAGGAGUUAAAUAACAAUAACACACACACACACACAAACACAAAACCACUGAUCUGUGAUUGCUUUCCCUUUGUGUCUACUGUCGUAUACAUAUAUACAACUAUAUAGAUAACUAUAUAUAACUAUAUAUAAUAUAUAUAACUAUAUAUAGUUAUAUACAUAUAUACAACUCUCUCCAUAUAUAUAUACAUAUAACUGUCAUUUACCUGUAUUUGCAAUAAAAGCAUAAUGAAUUAGACACCAUGCUUAUGCAUUCAUUUAUUCUAUAAGCAUUUAUUAAGCACCUGCCAUGCUCUGAGAACAGUGCUGUGUGCUGGGAAUAUAAGAGUGAAGAAGACCCAGCUGGGCUCUAGGGCUUAAGGGGGAGGGCUCAUGGAAGUAAACCAGCAAUUAUAUUAUGCUAUGGAAAGUUGCAUAAUAGGCAUAAGCUCAGAGUUCUAUGAGAGUCCACAGGAAUAACUCCUGAUUUUAAGUGCUGGGAAGGAUAGUGGGAAGGUGAUGGCAUCUAAGAAAGUCUGGGGAAGGUGCAGAGGUGUCAAGCCUGGAUGAGUGGGAAAUUAGUCAGGAAUAGUGGUGGGGAGGAUGAAGUGGUAUGGAGGGCUGGGGACAAGUGACAUCUAUUGUAAGAUCUGAGGUUGGGGAGAGGAAGUGAAGGACUGCUAGUGAAGACAGAGGCAGUGUGUAAAGCACCUAUGAAGAAUUUGAAAUAGCUCAGAAAGACAAUGACUUUAAGGGAGGAGUAGGAGAAAUAAGUCUGUGGCAGAGGUAACAAGGGCCCAUAUCCUCAGAGUGACUCUUGAGAGCCAACAAUGGCCUUGCACCUUCAGUCAGACUGAACAAUAUACCUGGAGGAACUCUGCAGGGGAUCCUCUGCCAAUGCAGUUUAUUUCAGCACCCAAGCUGUUGAGUGUUCGCAUUUAGGCUCUCUUCAUUCUGAUCCCCCUUACCGCUUCUAACCUGGCUCAUAGCUCCCCAUAAGCGUUCCCUAGAGAGUCAGCAGGUAACAAUUUCUGAGAGGGAGCCCUGGUAUAAGGAUGAGUGUCAUAUGGAAAAUCACUUAUUAAAGAGUGGGGGCUGCUGCCUACCGGUAGCGUAGGAUCUACGUCUUCAUUUCCUUGCACACGCCAGCUUUCUGCCUUUUUCAUCCGUCUGAUCACCGGUGGCUACUCCCAUCUGCUACCUCCUAUCAGAUGGGAGGGAGUUGGAAGACAUUCCUCACAUUUUCAUCAGCCUCAGGAAGAGAACGACACAAUCGUCUCGCUGGAGGAGUGGCAGGGAGAAGGAAGAUAUGUCCUUUUGUAUCCAAAGUCUGGCCGGCUGAGAUGCAGAAGCCUAAUUAGAGCUGUCGGCUUGGGGAUGCCACUGCGCAGGCGCACUCCGCGGUUGCUAGGGCAAUACAGCCCAGUCUCAGUGAUCUUCCCAUCAGUAGCAUUCCAAAGUCUGAAUGCUAAGGGCAGGGCUUCUAGCAACGAGAAAAUGAGUAAUUGGAGAGUCCGAUCUGAAAGGGUUCUUGAAAAUGGGGUGGGGUGGGGUUGUCAGGCGGGAGAGUAUCCAACUCAAAAUCUGGGACCUUGGAGCAGAGUCUUGCUUGUGUGCUAAACAGCAAUUCUCUCAUUCUUAACCUGUACAUGCUUAUGAGACGGGAGAGGGGAUGGAAGCAAGCACGUUAAGUUGCCAAGUUUUUUUACUCUGACUUUUUGGAUUGGUGCAAUUUCUGGGUUCACAAACAUGUCAGCUCUUCUGGGGGGCUCCAGUAAAGAGAGACAGAAAUCUGCCACGGGGAACGUGUAGCAUCUGGACAACAAUGAUCAAUGUAAUGCUGCAAAUUGUUUUAAUACUAAAUAUGCGCCAGGCACUGUGCUGGGUUCUUCAUGUUCUUAGAUCUAAUCUUUCCACCAUUUCUCUAAGAAGCAUUUUAAUAGUCCCACUUAGCACUAAGGGAAACUGAGGCUUAAGUAAUAUGUCCAAGGUCACACAGCCAGUCAAUGAGAGCUGGGCUUGGAGUCCAAGGAGCCCCACUCCAGGCCUGCCCAAUGUUCCCCCUCAAAUUUUCUGACUUUCGGGAUAUACAAAGAAAGGCUGCAUGGUCAGAGUGGAGAGGCAAGAUGAUAGCACUCAGGAGAAUGAAAGUGAAGCUGAAAUUUCUCCAGGCUCUUCCUUGUACCACCACUGGGGCUCCAUGAGAGCUGUCUUGGUAUGGAAUAUGCAUUUCUGUCCAAUCUCCUUACUCUGCCCUAUGAGUCUUCUCCAGCUGAACCUCUUCAAGCCUCCAGCCUUAUCUGCUUAUCUCAUUCAGAGAGUGUCAAAUAUCAUCUUUUCUGGAGCUCCAGAAGUGUUAAGUAAUUUUUUUUGGAAUCCUGAACGAACAAUGACCUGAAAGAACUUCUGACCUGUCCAGGGUUGCUCAGAGUGCAAGAACAGAAGUGGGAAAUAGUCCUGUGUCACAGAGACCACAUGCAGUUUCCCAGAAGUGACAAGAGUGAGACUUGCAGGGCACAUGCCUAUGGUGUAUGUAGGAAAAGGUAUAGUCUCUCUGUGGCCACAGCCAUUCCUUUGAAGACCAAGAGAGAUUUGAGUACUCCCAUCCUUCAGGCACCAAUUUAGAAUUAACACCCACUAAGAAAUACUUAGGGGUAGAAGUGAGUGUCUGGUAAACAAGACUUACAGAGGAUGCUGUACAAAUUACUACAAUAUAAGUCAGUCGCUAUUAAGCCUUUAGAACACCAGACAAAAUAUCUUUCUUAUCUUUGUGAACUCAUUUGGAAGAUAGAAAGGCCUGAGUUCAUUUGCAGACUGUGGGCCAUCAACAUCCAACAAGUAUUGCAGUUUUGGCCACAUUGGGGCUUGCAGAAUAGGUAUUGGUUAGAUAUGGAUUCAUCAUCCUGUAUAUAUUCCAUCCAGAGUCCUCUUUAACCUAUGAUUUGGAUCAUAGUUUUGAUCCUUCUUAGAGAGAUAAGACGGAGAAUAUAAUCACUUUCAGUGAUUUGGAUCCUUCUUAGAGAGAUAAGAUGGAGAAUAUAAUCACUUUCAGUUCCUGAGUCCCAGGAGUGCCCUCUUUCAGGGAUGAGUGGUUAGAAAAGCCUUGCCUGCACUUUCUCUCCAUCUGCUUCUGUAUACACACACAAGCCAUCCAGAAAUAAACAUACAAUCCAAGGAAAACCUGAGCUAGAUUUCAAGGAAAUUCCCCCUGCUCCAAGGAUUGCUGCCCCUAAAUCCUCCAAUACUGACAAUAUAGAUCAACUCAUAAGUGUCUUUCAUGUUCAGACAAGACCCCCACAGUCUCCUUCUUUCUUCCUAGAGGGGAUCUCCAGACAGUAAGAUUUCUCACUGAACAAGGUUUGUUUUCCAUCUCAGUGAGUGCUCAACAAUAUCUUUAGGAAUUCUCUGCAGGCAGGAUUUGAAGCUAGGUGCCAAAAAAAAAAUAGUUGCGAAAAAGUGUACCCUGAAAUAUUAAUACCCUUGCUUUCUAGACACAAUAGUAAUAAACAAGCACCUGAUAAGGAUGGGACAAUAUAUUUGGAAUGGUUAAGAACUCUAGAUCUGGACGGUACUUUUUCUGUCACUUACUAGCUGUGUGAACUUGGUAAAGUUACUCACAUCUUUCUAGGCCACUUAAUGCUGUUUUCAAUAAAUUGAUAGAAAAUCCCAGUCACACAUCUACCAUUUGAUGAUGUCGGAACUGUGACCCAAACCAGUUGUACCUUAGUCUAGUGAUAUUUCCAUGCCAUACAACUGCUUUUAAAACUACUACUUGUCAACACCUGGGUAGCUGAAGUCAAACAACUCCUGGGUUGUUAGAAUCACUAGUCUUUGUUUUCUUUAGAAAAUACUUCAGGCAAAUGUUAACCCCAGGUGGUUAUGAAUUAGUGAGGUUUAGGUGCAUCAAGAAUAUAUUAUUUGUAGACUCCAAUACACAAGAUAUUUUUAUGGACGCUUAUGGGUGGUCUAUUUAAGCAGACCUCAGUGUCCUACAGGAAACCACCUGCUUAGUUGCCACUCAGGGCAUCAGUCAGUGAGGAUGAUUUCCUUUCAAAAGGGGAAGAGUUAGGGAGGGAGUUGGGAGCUGAGGCCUAAGGUCCAAGCAGCCUCUCUCAAACUGCUCUUCUCUUGAGAGCAUCUUCUUUGGCAUGGGCUAGACAGGAUAAAGUUUCUGUCCUCUAAGUGUUCACUUCUUUUGUAGUAUCAAAGGAAAGGAGGAUAGAGAAAGGGAAGACACAAGAAUAGCCACUGUUUCUAAAGUUGACCUCUCUACUGAAGACUUGACCUGCUUAGGCCACAGUUCAGAGAAAUUUAUUUUCCUGUAGAGUCUGCAGGAAAAUGGUGCCCUGGCGAAGGACCAAGCCUGGAUUGCCUCCUUCUGCAAGAUAAAGAGGGCUGCUGUCCUGGAAGAAGGUAUUUAUCAUUCCAGCUGGUAAAGGAGAUCACCCUGAGAUCCAGCUGUGGGGGCCAGGUGUGGAGAGCUGGUUGCACACAAGAUUGCUCCCCUUUCUCUGGAAUGUUGGGGGGUGGGGGUUGCAAAAGGCCUAGGAGGGAGGGACUAAGAAAAAUAAUCUUUGGCAGGUUGUUAACAUCAACCAUUUAUAUAAUGUUUCCUCACAUAAAUAGAGCCAUGGACAUCCUUAUAGUUUCUAACAGGGGAGAACUGCAGAACUCCUAGAACUAACACUUUUGUCCAAACCCCUGCAGUAGUAAGAGAUCUAACUAAACUCUUGCAUGUUUCUCACAGCCUAAGGCUGGGUUCCUAUAAUUGACCGCAAACCCCACUAAAAUGACUGCCUGAGAAAGUUCAAUGCUGCCAGGAAAAUACACUGUUUGUUCUUGCCCAAAUCUGAUGAUAAGACCCUGAACUCCCUUUUUUAGAGCACAUAGUAAAAAGGGCUUAUUACGGUGAAUAUGUAUCUCUUACAAUUCAGAAGUGACUCUCCCAAGGACCUGAGAGCCAUUCCUUUGAAAUAUAAUCAAGAAAGAUAGGAACUCUGUCUUCCAGUCUCUGUGGAGGGACAAAUCCUAACUUUGAUAACUGCCGACUAACAAACACAGCUGGCCUAAACACAGUGCAUUUACACUGACCAAUCUUUUGUAAUUUUCACUUCUCUGACUCUACUCAGCCCCCAACAUCACUCUCCCUUUAAAACGCCCAAACCACCUUUGCAAAAAUUGGAAUGGAGCUCAGCUUUUUUCAGCAUUGUUAGUAGUUACUGAGUAAGAUCUGUUUUCACUACUUUAAGUAUCUUUGACACAGGGAGGAUGAAUAGUAUCCAGACAUGUGCUGAAUGAAGAGAAUUCACUCUCCAGCUCUGAGAGGGAACAAACUAGCUAGUCCCUGAGGUGAGUGAUAAAGCCAAUACCUCUUUUCUAGAUAGCCUUUGUUGCCUACUCCACCCACAAGGAACCAUACCCAGCUCAGCUCAGCCCUCAGGGAGUUCCACUUGAGGCUGUCCUGCUCCCUGGAACCCCUAUACACUGGAGAAGCCCAGAGAUGUCCGGCCUAUCUGAAGACCACUUACCCAGUUCUAUUUAAUAAGCAAUUUUGAAACGCUUGUUAUAUGCUGGCCUUAUUGUAUUAGACACUGGGGUACAGGGAUGAAUUAGAUGUGACCCCUGUCUAAUCUGUGUUCUAACUCAAUACUCAGCCUUGAGUCUGUCAAAAUAUAUGAGCAAUCUAUUAAUGGUUUUAUUUCAAUGCAUACCUGUUUCAUUUAUAAAUUUUCCAGUUGUUUCUUUUUAAAAAUAUACCUUUUUGUUAAAGAAGAUUCCUGUUCCUGUCUUACAAAUUACAGUCCCUUUUUCAUCUCUUUCAAUAUUUAAAUCAGAUUUAUCUUAAAGUUAUUUUUACAUUGAUCUACUAUUGCGUGUUUCAUUAAUUGUGAAUUCUGCCAUUUGUUGAGUCUGAUUAUUAUCUAACACUUCAAACUAUAAAACUACUACAAGAAAAUAUCACAGAAAUUCUCCAAGACACUGGACUAGGCAAAGAUUUGAGUAGUACCUCACAAGCACAGACAACCAAAGCAAAAAUGAGAUAAUAUCUAGUUAAAAGGCUUCCAAAAGUUAGAGGCAAGGUGGCUCACUCAAUGCAGCCAAGAGAAAUAUCUGCCACCAAGAGACUAGGACAUUGGUAAGACUGGCACACUCCAAGCAGAACUUUGGAGGGAAGACAAUGAGAACUGAUGGAGGGAAGAUGCAGAUGCUGGGCUAUAGAGAAAGGAAGCUGGGAACCCUGCAAGGGACUUCCAUGCACUGGGAGUUUUUCCUGGCCACCAACCACUCCCAGGGAAAAGGUAAGUUGAGCAGGUGAAGAGCAACCCACCCACGCCAUGGAUCUCUGGAAUUCUGGCAGCAGGAGACCCCAUAAUCUGCAUGGACACUUGUACUGGCAGGCAGAGCUGCUUAGAGAAGUGGUAGAGGCAGAAGACCAGCCAGUGUGGAACCCAAAGGAUUUGGUGUGAGUAUCUUCAGUGGAGUACAGCCAGGGAUGUCUAUCCCCCAAGGUUCACCUUUACUCCCCUAGGAGACUUUAGCCUUAGGGAAACUGUUGGAUCUGAACAGAGCAAGGUGAUCUUGCCUGUGAGUCAGGACUGGUCCAACCUGAGGAAACUCCUGUUUGCUGGGGCCUCAGGCUGACUGCACAUGCUUGCAGUGCAGCCUUGGGUGCCCAGCUGGAGUGCCUCCUGGAGACACACAUCACAGCUCCUACACUGACAGACCAUGCCUGACCUUUGCAGAGCUUCAGCAGAGCAGCUCCUACUGGUACACACAAGUCCACCCACACAUUCCCCCCACUAUGGCCUCCUCUGUGCCCCUUUGAUAGCACAAAUUUGCCCACGGCUACCCCUGACAUUGCUUUGUCAGUGCAUGUGCAUGCUGGUUGACCUCAACUCCCUUCCCUGCCAGCAUGCAUUUAUGUGUGCACCCCACUAUGCCACUACUCUGGAUGUGAGCACACCCUGCCCACUCCUGCUACACUGCCAUUGCUUGCAUGAAUGUGUGCAUAGAGACCAGCAGCCCUGGCCUCCACCCUGUGUUGCCACUGCUGCUUGUGUGAAUGCGUGCAUGGAGGACACUAGCUUCCUAUCUGCCAGUGUCAUGCUUCCACACCAACACUGCCACCAACAUGAAUGCAUGAAUGGACAUCAGCAGCCCCAUCCCUCCUACAUACUGUGCCACCACCACUGCUACUAUAAAUGUCCACAUGGAAGCUGGCAACCCUGUGCCUUCCAGACCCCUUAUCCAGCCAAUGCUGUGAUUCCACCACUGCUGGCAUGUGGGAAUUAGCAUAGAUUCCACUGCCACCACCAAAUGAAGUGUUUGAUUGGCACCACCCAUUGGAGUGUUGUAACCAGCAGCCUUGGAAUACAUCAACCCCUCUAGUACAGCAGGUUCCUAAUAUCAAGAAGCCAAAGAAAAAAGGUGGGGACCUAAUACCAGCCCCCCAGGGUUAGUACAUGAGGCCCAGGAGUCCUGAGGUGAGCCUUGGCCUCCUAAAAUCUUCCAGAAACAAAGUCUGUUGACUGAAUCUACCACAGCCAAACCCCUAAGGACAUCAAAGAAGACAAAAAAAUCUACCCAAUGCUUUCCAAAGAAACAGGAACCUCAAUUACUGAAGAAACAUCAGCCCACAAAAAUGAGAAAAAAAGCAGAUCAAGAAGUCUGGCAACUAAGAAAGCCACAGUGUCUUCUUCCCUUCAAAACACUGCACUAGUUCCCCAGGAAUGGUUCUUAACCAGGCUGAAAUGGCAGAAAUGACAGAAAUAGAAUUCAGAAUAGGGAUAGGAAUGGAGAUCCUUGAAAUUCAGGAUAAAGUCAAAACCCAAUCCAAGGCUUCUAAAGAAUACAAUAAAAUGGUAAAAGAGAUGAAAGGCAAUAUGGCCACUUUUAGAAAUAAUCAAAGUGAUAUGAUAAAACUUAAAAACUAACUUCAAAAAUUUCACAAUGCAAUCACAGUAUUAACAGCAGAAUUGACCAAGAUGAGGAAAGGACCUCAAGGCUCAAAGGCUGGCUCUCUGAAAACAAAAUAAAGAAAAAACAAUAAAGAAGUAUAAACAAGCCUCCAUGAAAUAUGGGAUUACCUAAAGACACCAAAACUAUGACCUAUUGGUAUCCCUGAAAGAAAGAAAAAGCUUGCACUUCCCCUUUGCCCAUUGGAUUCUGCUCAAUAAUAUUCACAUUUGGUCAAAAUUAGUACAAAGUUCAGCCAGAAGCUUCUUUCACCCUGUGGCCCUUCCUUAAUUUCAGUGGCUGUAUCCCCAAGGAAUCCUGUGAGAUAAAGACAAGGAUGAAUUCCACAAGCUCAAGCUGGAAACCAGGAGUGCCUACAGGGCUCUUUCCACUACUACUUCUACUUUUAUAUUUUGCUAAGCUUCCUAAAUCCGUUUCAGCUCUAGGUAAGGUAAAAUCUUUCUCCCAAGAUUUAUCACUUCUUUGGUUAAGUUAAUUUCUAGGUAUUUUAUUUGUGGCUAUUUUAAAUAAGAUUGCCUUUUCGAUUUCUUUUUCAGAUUGUUCACUGCUGGCAUAUAGAAAUGCUACUGAUUUUUGUAUGUUGAUUUUGUAUCCCGCAAUUUUGUUUACUAGUUCUAAUAGAUUUGGUGGAAUCUUUACACUUUUCCAAAUAUAAGAUUAUAUCAACUGCAAACAAACAUACUUUGUCUUCUUCCUUUCCAAUAUAAAUGCCCUUUACUUCUUUUUCUUGCCUGCUCUAGCUAGGACUUCCAGUACCAUGUUGAAUAACAAUGAUGAAAGUGAGCAUCAUUGUCAUGUCCUAGAUCUUAGAAAAAAAUAGCUGGCAGGUUUUCCCUACUCAGUAUGAUACUAGCUGUGUGUCUGUGACAUAUGUCUUU
Cercocebus atys (sooty mangabey) is the source of this 12676-nucleotide messenger RNA. It is a transcript of the gene MAGEE2, whose product is annotated as melanoma-associated antigen E2. The transcript has a single exon. Bases 1955 to 3526 code for a protein of 523 amino acids. NCBI's taxonomy places the organism in Eukaryota, Metazoa, Chordata, Mammalia, Primates, Cercopithecidae. Gene Ontology annotation, biological process: negative regulation of transcription by RNA polymerase II. The record is from RefSeq and is a predicted model, not a curated record. Gene Ontology annotation, cellular component: nucleus.